CCGGUCCGCCUACCGAGGCAGGAAGUGCGGGUGUCGCCGCUCUAAAACUGCAGCCCCGCUGCAGUUUCGCGUUCUUCGCCUCGUUCGUCUCGAGCAGGCAGUCCGGCUUCUGGUGCUGGUGUCCGGCCGCGGAUUAAACCACCACCAUGUCUAGCAAAAAGGCAAAGACCAAGACCAAGAAGCGCCCCCAGCGCGCAACCUCCAACGUGUUUGCCAUGUUUGACCAGUCACAGAUUCAGGAGUUCAAGGAGGCCUUCAACAUGAUCGAUCAGAACAGAGAUGGUUUCAUCGACAAGGAAGACUUACAUGAUAUGCUUGCUUCUCUAGGGAAGAAUCCAACCGACGCGUACCUCGAAGCCAUGAUGAAUGAGGCUCCAGGGCCCAUAAACUUCACCAUGUUCCUUACCAUGUUUGGGGAGAAGCUGAAUGGCACAGACCCAGAAGAUGUCAUCAGAAACGCUUUUGCUUGCUUUGAUGAAGAAGCAACUGGCACCAUUCAGGAGGAUUACCUUCGAGAGCUGCUGACCACGAUGGGAGAUCGGUUUACAGAUGAGGAAGUGGAUGAGCUGUAUAGAGAAGCACCUAUCGACAAAAAGGGGAAUUUCAAUUACAUUGAGUUCACGCGCAUCCUUAAACAUGGAGCGAAAGACAAAGAUGAUUGAAAAGAACUUGAGCUAAGACUUUCCAAUUACUUUGUCUUACUCUGUUUUAUUUCCCAGACACUUGCCCCCUCAUAGACCUGUUGCAUGCAACUUAGUUUCACAGCUUUGCCUCUUUCUCGGUGUAUUUAUUCUAGACCUUUCUGCCACUUAGCACUUGUAUAAUCAAACUGCAAAUGGGGAUGAGGUUGUAAAUUGUAUUGAGAAAAAGCAUUGCGAAUAAAAAUCAACAAAUGUGAAAGCCCAGGAAAAUAUAUCCGGUAUUUCUGGUUUUGCUGGAUUUUUACAUUUUUAUAUAAUAAAAAUGCUAUUUUGAAAUAAAGAUUAUGCUGACUCAGAUGUAAUAUAAUGGAAAGUUAAAUAACUGGUAGUUGGGGGUAGUCCUUUUUUUAGAUUUUCAAGUUCAUAUAAUUCAGAUUCCAUAGUAAAACUGAUUGUUCACAUGUAUGGGACAGUGUUCUUCAGUAUAAGUUAAAUAACAUCAUUAUACAGUAAAAACUGGUUGUACCUUAGUUUCUUUCAUGCUUCUGGUAAGUCAGAUGUUUAAAUUAUUGAAUGAUAAAUACAGAAUGUAUCUGAGAAAACACUGAAUGUUUUACUGAUUUGAAUCUAGGAACAUGAGGCAAAAUUCUGAAGCCAAGAAUAGUUAUUAUUGAACAUUUACAGUGUGUAAAGCAUUGCAUGUAGACGAUUUUCAUUGACUCUUCCCAGCACCCUUGUGGGAUAGAAUUUUAUUAGCCCUGUAUUUCAAGGGGAAGAACUGAGCACCAGGGAGUCAAGUGAUUGAUCUGAGUCUCUGUCAGAGCUGGGACUCCAGGCCAGGGCGCCCCACUCCAGAGUGUGGAUUCUGGGACCACUGUGCUGUCUCUGAAAAGCCCCAAAUGCCUAAAAGGUCAAGAUAUUUCCAUUACAUUCUAACAUAGUUUUGUAGUCAUUAUUGAAAUUUAAAAUAACUUGGGGACAUUGAUUGUUGGAACAGAAUUUCAGAAAAUUCUAUCCAGGUGAAAAAUAGAGGACCAAAGAUUAUAAGCAAUAUAAUCUUCCAACCGCCUUCAGUUGGAAGGUGGUUCACAUAGUGUAGAGUGUAGACUGGAUGGAAGGUCUGAAAACCAUACAGACAAGGCUGCUAUGAGCUCGCUUAACAUCCUCAAGGCCAAGCAAUAUGAGAAGUAGGAGAGAAAAACCUAAAAAAAGAAAAAAAUCCAUUUAAAAAAAAAGUUCCCCAACGUUGUUCAACACCUAUUCC
Messenger RNA from Delphinapterus leucas (beluga whale), 1905 nucleotides. Its product is annotated as myosin regulatory light chain 12B. Gene Ontology annotation, molecular function: calcium ion binding. NCBI's taxonomy places the organism in Eukaryota, Metazoa, Chordata, Mammalia, Artiodactyla, Monodontidae. The record is from RefSeq and is a predicted model, not a curated record.